Messenger RNA from Penicillium waksmanii, 621 nucleotides. RefSeq lists its product as uncharacterized. The transcript is spliced from 2 exons. Lineage: Eukaryota; Fungi; Ascomycota; Eurotiomycetes; Eurotiales; Aspergillaceae. The record is from RefSeq and is a predicted model, not a curated record. Bases 1 to 621 code for a protein of 206 amino acids.
AUGCCCACCGACAUCUCAAUCCUCGUCUUCGUCGCCUCGCCGCUCGACUACGCCCGAUACCGGCACACAGCUCUAUUCUUCGACUUUGCGCAAACGCAAACACAAACGCAAACGCAAGGGACAGACAAGAAGAUUCAACCAGCAGCCCUUGAAAAUGGGAUCAAUACCCAAAUCAGAAACGAGCUAGAGCCCAAGAAUGCGGAGGAAGAUACAGGCGCAGAUGUAGAUGGAUCUCCAUCUCCAUCUACAGAAGACCCCUCCUCCUCCCCCUCCUCCGAGGUUAAAUCGUCUUUGAUGGAAAUCACCGGAUCACCAGGAUUCUUCAACUUUGCCGAACACAUAAACUCCGACAUCCCCAUCUCCUCUACCGGUACCUCUAACCCGCGUAAUCCCCGUCUCCUCAAUAAAAGACGCACCCCCCCCGCCCUCCGCCUCAUAACAUCCGAAACACCGAUCCCAAUCGACAUUGCAGAGGAAAUGGACUGGAAUGCCCAGAAUUGGGUCGGUGAUGCGCUGGACCGGCUUGUCAAGGCGGGCUAUUUGGAUACGGAGGAUCGGGAUCGGGCGUUGGAUGAGAUGGUGGAUGCUGUCCUAGAGGCUAAGGAUGAGGAGACUUCUUGA